Molecule: messenger RNA, 834 nt
Organism: Meloidogyne enterolobii
Lineage: Eukaryota; Metazoa; Nematoda; Chromadorea; Rhabditida; Meloidogynidae
Source: the annotation of a GenBank genome assembly
AAUCUUGGAGAAGCAGAAUUUGCCGUAGCCUUAUUUGUUUAUAUGCGUAUUUUAGGAUAUCCUGCAGAAAAAAUAUCAAUAUUAACAACCUAUAAUGGACAAGCUUCUUUAUUACGUGAUAUAAUAAAUAAAAGGUGUACAAAUAAUCCUUUAAUUGGAAUGCCUGGAAAAAUUUCUACUGUUGAUAAAUACCAAGGACAACAGAAUGAUUACAUAAUUUUAUCACUUGUGAGGACUAGAGCAGUUGGACAUUUAAGAGAUGUACGACGAUUAGUAGUAGCUCUAUCACGUGCUAGACUUGGCCUUUAUAUUCUUUGUCGUGUUUCAUUAUUUAGAAAGUGUUAUGAACUUGCACCCGCUUUUGAAAGGUUACUCCAAAAACCAACUCGUCUUCUUUUAUUGCCUACAGAACAGUUUGGUUACCCUAACGAAAAUAGUCAAAAACAACCCCUAGAAAUUAUAGACACUCAACACAUGUCACAUUUUGUUUCAGAAUUUUAUUCUGCCAAUAUUGAAAUUAUGAAGGGGCGUAAUAAUCAACUAGAAAAGGAACAAGAGAAGGGGGACGAGGAGGUGAUGGAAGUAGUAGUGACGACAGAAGAGACGUCAGCAACCACCACCACAACUAUUCCUUCCGUGGAAAUUCCAAAAGAAAAGGAAGGUGAAGAAGAAGAAGAACGGAUGGAAGAGGGGGAAGUAAGGGAAGGGGAGGAAGAAAGGAUGGGAGAAGACAAAAACAAGGAAGAAGAAGGACCUAAAGAAAGUGAUGAGGGAGCUAUAGUUUUUGAACAGGUGGAUUUCGAACGGUUACAAAAUGUUCCAAAAUAUGGAUAA